AGAAAUGGGCAAUUAUGAUGACUACACUGCUUUCCUUGGACAGUCUGGCCCCUUCUUCUGGAUCACAUUCUUCCUUCUAAAUACUGUUUUUACCUCCACCGGAUUAAAUGGGCUUUACAUCGUCUUUGUUGGAGCAAUUCCCAAACACUGUUGUGCUGUUCCAGACGUCAACUUGACAGAGGAGUGGAGAGAGGCCAUCAUUCCCGUACAGGUGGUGAAUGGUGAACAGGUGUUGAGCAAGUGCAGCAGAUACAGGCUGGAUGUGGUCAGAAAUCUGUCCGCUCAGGGAAACCUACCUGGCAGAGAUGUCAACCUUACUUCACUGGAACAGGAGGGCUGUGUGGAUGGAUGGCGCUACAGCAAAGACAUCUACCAGUCCACCAUAGUCACGGAGUGGGACCUUGUUUGUGACAAUGAGUGGAAGGUUCCUUUUGCAUCCUCGUGUCUCUUUUUGGGCUUCCUGGUUGGGUCCUUCUGCUCAGGCCAGAUUUCUGACAGGUUUGGGAGAAAGAAGAUUCUUUUCAUUUCACUUGGAGUCCAAAGCAUCUUUGUUCUCCUUCAGUCCUUCUCUUAUUCAUGGAUGAUGUUCUGCACCAUCUUUCUCUUCAUUGGAGCCUCCCAGAUAUCCAUCUAUAUAUGUGCAUUUGUGCUGGGAACAGAGGUGCUGAGCAAGUCCAUGCGUGUGCUCUUCACGACGCUCGGUGCGUUUUUGUUCUACUGUUUGGGCUACAUGCUACUCCCCUGGAUCGCAUAUGGCAUAAGGACGUGGAGGACCCUCCUGAUGGUUCUUGCCUCAUUGUCUGUGGUAUACAUCCCAUUGUGGUGGUUCAUCCCAGAGUCUCCUCGCUGGCUGUUCUCUCAGGGGAGAUUGGAGGAGGCGGAGGCCAUAUUGAGAGAGGCUGCUAGGAAAAACAAAGUAGAAGCUCCACCUACUGUCUUUAAACAGACGGAGUCUGUGGCUUCGCCACCAACAAAGAAGUACACCAUACUUGACAUUCUGAAGUCCAGCAACAUAAGAUGCAUCACAUUCAUGAGUCUGCUUCUAUGGAUGGCAAUAAACAUUGGGUAUUAUGGAUUAUCCCUUAAUACCUCCAACCUAAGUGGUGAUCCCUUCAUGAAUUCCUUCUUAUCAGCCUUAACCGAGGUCCCUGCCUAUAUCAUGUGCACAUAUCUACUCAACAAAUGCCCAAGAAGAGCACUUCUGUCAUCAUUCCUUGUAAUUGGAGGAGGAUUUCUCCUGCUUGUCCAGCUUAUUCCUGAGACUCUGCAUGAGCUCACCCUGGCUUUGGUCAUGAUCGGGAAGUUUGGCUUCACCAUGGCCUUCAGCACGGUCUACAUCUACACGGCAGAGAUCUACCCCACCGUGCUCAGGAACAUGGGUAUUGGAAUAUGCUCCUCAGCCGCUCGGAUCGGCAGUAUCACGGCUCCCUACAUCAUCUUUUUAGGCACCUACAAUAAGUUUCUGCCCUAUGUUAUUAUGGGAGGUCUCACUGUCGUCACAUCUCUGGUGAACUUCUUUCUCCCCGAGACUUUCAACAAAGACCUGCCAGAAACAGUGGAGCAAAUGCAGGAAUAUCAACGGUUGUGCAGGGGACCGAAAAAGAACAAAUAUAACUUGGAAAACGGAGGAAAAGAAAACCCAUCUGUACAACAUGACGUCAAAUUAUAAACACAAACUCUUGUUGGGUUGUCUCCUGACCAAUAUUCAUUGGUCAGGAAUGCAGGAAUGCUAGCUAAUUGAAAGUGCUGAUUGUAAGGGAAUGUUUCCAUGACCUGCCAAUGAGGGGCUGUAAAUUGAAGCUUAUUUAGUGCUUGCCUGAACGGCACGUGCAAGUGUCCCAUGUGUGAUGUGUUUUGUGUGCGAGAAUAUGCUGAUAUGUUAUCAGUUAAUUUGAUGUCAGCUACAAAAUCCUAGAGGAACUGCUAAAGGAGUAAAAAAAUAUCAGCCGAGAGGAAGAAACCGGUAGAGAAAGUCCGGAACAAAGUUAUGGAGCAUUAGAUAAAGUAGGAAAGCCAAUUUCCUCUUAAGUAGCAUUGGGUUUAUAAAAAUGUGUAAUAAAAAAGUUUUACA
Molecule: messenger RNA, 2071 nt
Organism: Lampris incognitus (smalleye Pacific opah)
Lineage: Eukaryota; Metazoa; Chordata; Actinopteri; Lampriformes; Lampridae
Gene: slc22a5
Product: solute carrier family 22 member 5
Exons: 10
Coding region: 5-1669 (554 amino acids)
Biological process (GO): transmembrane transport
Cellular component (GO): membrane
Molecular function (GO): transmembrane transporter activity
Source: RefSeq, a predicted model, not a curated record